Penicillium coprophilum is the source of this 2328-nucleotide messenger RNA. Its product is annotated as putative dynamin GTPase. The transcript has 3 exons. Gene Ontology annotation, cellular component: microtubule; cytoplasm; membrane. The record is from RefSeq and is a predicted model, not a curated record. The coding region runs from base 1 to 2328 and encodes 775 amino acids. NCBI's taxonomy places the organism in Eukaryota, Fungi, Ascomycota, Eurotiomycetes, Eurotiales, Aspergillaceae. Gene Ontology annotation, molecular function: microtubule binding; GTPase activity; GTP binding.
AUGAAAAAUCUGGUAAAAAAGAUUCAAGACCUCAGCCACUUGGGUAUCGAGGAUAGCAAAAUCAUGCUUCCCAAGAUAUGUGUCGUCGGUGAUCAGAGCACCGGGAAAAGCUCCCUUAUCGAAGGUAUCUCCGAAAUCAAGGUGCCUAGAUCCGAAGGAACCUGCACGCGAUGCCCUUUGGAGAUAAAUCUUUCCGAGAGCGACGAAAAUUGGAAAUGCGUGAUUCAUUUAUCACGCCGCUACAUCUUUGACCCAUCAAAGCGCGUGAAGAUGCCGAAAAAGUCAGAGCCCUUGGGGCCAUGGAUUGCCCUUGGCGGCCAGGAUGACGAGCAUUUCGUCACCUUAGACAAUAAACAAGAAGUGAAAAGGGCUAUCUGGUGCGCCCAGCUGGCGAUAUUGAACCCAAGCACAGACCCACAGGAUUUUGUGCCUGGAACUAUUGCCGAAAUGUCACAUAUUCCUCAGGUCAAGUUUUCUCCGAACGCCGUUCGUUUGGAUAUCUCCGGCCCAGGUCUUCCGAACCUAUCGUUCUACGAUCUUCCUGGAGUGAUUAGCCAGACGGAGCAAGAUAAUGAGAAGUACCUAGUGAAUCUCGUCGAGAACCUCGUGAAGGACUACGUUUCUCAGGAGCAUUGCAUUGUACUCCUCACGCUGCCCAUGACAGACGACGCUACGAAUUCAAGUGCUGCUCGUCUUGUUCGAGACAUCAAAGGUGCAAAGGAGCGUACGCUUGGAGUGUUGACCAAGCCCGAUCGGCGACCAUCUAGUGAAGCCUUUGACCAAUGGCACGAAAUUCUGGAUGGCAGCAAGUUCAAGCUUGGCCAUGGCUACUAUGUCAUUCGGAACAAUCCUAAUCCCGUUGUGAGCCACUUGCAAGCCAGGGAGGAGGAAGAAACGUUCUUCAAUUCUUCACUGUGGACAAGGGAUCUCGCAGCAUUCAAAGACCGCUUCGGUACCCGCCAGCUCCAAACGGCGUUAUCUGACCUGUUGAUGCGUCAGAUCUUAGGAUCCCUGCCCUCUAUCAUUGCCCAGAUUGAUGAAAAGUCAAAAGCCAUUGACGCAGAGCUGCAGACAUUGCCCAACCCUCCCACUGAAGAUGUGCAACGUAUUCUCUGGGGCAAAACGUCAGAUCUUGAACGGAAGAUUCAUGAAAUUUUUGAUGGAACUCCUAGCAUUGAGCAUGGUUCUUCCCAGCGCAAGCCGCUGCAAGAGCAGUGGAACAAGAUUGUCAUGGAUCUGCAGACCGCACUUGCAAAGACACGUCCUAUCUUGGACGUUGCUGCGCGGAAGGACAAUGAGGACUUGGCUGAAGUCGUCGAUUCAGAUUGUGAGAUGAAGAUUGUAGGCGUCAACAUAUCAACACCCAAGAAGAGGAAGUCACCCGCGAGUGCUAGUUCUACAUCCGAACCUGCAACUCCGAGAAGGACUGUGUACAGCACCUCCUAUUUUGAAGGUUCCAAGUCAGCUCGAAUCACUCUCCAACAGCUUACCGAACUCAAGAUUCGGUCUAACACAGUCGGCGUGCCAAACCAGCUUGACCCUCGUGCGAUCGAGAAUUUGAACAAAAGAAGUGUUGAACAUUGGGGAAAGCUCAUGGAGAUUUUCCUGAAGGCUACGCAUAACCUUGUGCAUAGUAUGCUGCUUGAAGCUCUGGAGGAAGAAUUUGCACAGUACCACCAAACUGGUCUCUAUCAGGAGCUCAGUAGAAUCUUGAAAGAAUUCAUGGGCAAGCUUCGCCGCAUUCAUCUCCAAAUCGCAAAGGACUAUUGCAAGUCAGAGCACGAGAUUCCGUUCACGAUGGCGCAGGGUCAACACCAAGCGUUGAUGCAGCAAACUUUGACUUUGUUGAAAUCUCGGCGUCACAACGCUCGCGCCUUGUGCUGGCUUAAAAUUCGUGGCCACGAUACAUGUGACGAAAAGAUUUCCGACAAGAUCAAAAAGAUUCAACUCGAGCACCUUGGUCCCGAUAGGUACUCUCAAGAGAUUGAGAUGAUGGCCAGCUCGCUGGCCUACUACGAUAUCGCGUCUUCUCGCUUCUUGGACGUCUUGUGCCAGUCCACUCAUAUGAAGUUGUUCCGAGCUUGCCGUGCGGGCAUCGUGAAUACUCUUCGUGAUGACUUGGAGAUAUUCGGCGAUAACGGUCGUGCGCGCUGUCUCGAUCUCAUGACGGAGGACCCUGAACGCCAGCAUCGCCGUGCUCAGCUACAAAAAGAGCGAGAGAAGUUUUCCAAGGCUCAAGAAUGGCUGGACUCUGUUCGGGAUGAGGACUUGGAGAUGGAAGAUGUUGAUCACACUGAUCUCGCAGACAUCAAAGAGGAUUGGACCUAA